Aphanomyces astaci is the source of this 264-nucleotide messenger RNA. RefSeq lists its product as hypothetical. The transcript is spliced from 2 exons. Bases 1 to 264 code for a protein of 87 amino acids. Lineage: Eukaryota; Oomycota; Saprolegniomycetes; Saprolegniales; Verrucalvaceae. The record is from RefSeq and is a predicted model, not a curated record.
AUGCUCAUCACAUGCAACAUCCAGUUGCUACGUACACUGAGCUGGCGGCCUGGGCUGCUCAAAAGUUUGCCCUUGUACCCACACCAUCAAAGGCAACAAUUGGACGUGCUAUUAAACAACACUACACUAAGCUACCGUUCCGAUGCCAAGGACCGUAAAAACGACCGAGUCGUUGCUCUGCCGGCCGUCGAGCAACACCUUCUCGAGUGGGUCUUGCGCGAGCACGUGUCAGCCAUGCAAUUGAAUAGCCAGGAUGCUCCAUAA